AUGGGCAAGCCAACUAAGAGAUCAGCAAAUCUUCAACGAAAAGGCCUGACAGCAGACGCUUUGCUAGCCCAGUCGUACAAGCAAUACCUUCUUUGCUACAGCCAGGAUCACCUGUACCUGAUGUCCACCAACUUAAGCAAUUCUUACAUUGGUGGGCUGGGAGUUCUGAAGGACGAAUCCAAACAUAAAGUUCAAUCAGUUAUUCUCCAAGUAACAGGAAAUCGCGUACCUACUCAAGUCAACACAGAUGUACUCGCAUGGAUACGAACAAACCUCACUCAAGAACUUAGUUUGACGACAGAGAGAGUGAAAAAAGGUUUAUGUGACUUGGUUGUAUUCACAAAUCUCAUGAAACAGCUUUGGUGUCACGACGCUGACGAAUUUGAGUGGGAACGCGAACGUGUGCAGACAGCCUUUCUACUACAGAUACAUAUGUUCACGGGAGGCCGGCCUGGCGCGUUUGUCCCUACGGGAUACUACCCUGACAUCCAUCUAAAGUACGAGGAUGUCGAGUUUUUACUCAUCCGCGUAAAAGAUGGACAGGAAAAAUUUGGCCUAGUACUACGACAAGGAUGGAGAAAAGGAGAGAAACAAAUGCUAGAUGCAAAGUUACGUACCCUCUGGACGGAGGACGAGAGCAUGAUCUACUGCCCCGUUACGUCUUUUCUUGCAUUGGCGCUUGCAGAUGAUGCAUUCGUUUCAAUAAAAAGCCGAUCUGAUCUUGACAAUGUGAAGCUGGACGGUGGCGAAGACGUACGAGUCUUUCCAUUUAAAGCUGAGAUGCACGGAAAACCCUUCUUGUUAACGCGACGCGGAGGCACCAUGCCAUAUUCGAGUUGGUGGUACAAACUCAAGUCCCUUAGCCAGAGAGCAGGGUAUAUGGAAUAUAUCCGUCCCUACGAUAUAAGAAGGGGUACUGCGAACAAGCUUGAUGAAUCAUCCAGCGUAUCGACCAAUUCAAGAAACCAGCUUUUGGGUCACUCAAGUGAUGCUAUAUAUCAGCAAUAUUACCAGUCUGAUAUUUCGGCUGUGGAUAUAAAAGGCAUUGUUUUACGCGGUAAAGCGGACGCAGGUUUUGAUGUUCAAACACUGCGCCGCAACCGCAGGCUUAAAAGAUUACCCUCACGCCUACCAUCACGGGAGCACCAAGAGUUCCUUGCCAACUGGAGACGUUUGACAUGGGAGGGCGAGGCCAGCAAAGACGUCUGUGGCAAGCGGGCACGAAAGCAGGCUUGGAAGGCAUUACAAAAAUCGUGGACAGAGACUUAUGUCACCGUCACCGCGCCAGAGCCCCCAAUGCAAAGCAAAAUCCCCCAAUCUGUUGAGCGUUUUGGCAAAUUGGAUGAUCCUACAACAUUAAACGCUAUCAUGAUGCAAUACGACCCCCAUCGGAAACUUAUCAAAGAAGCUGCACUGCCUGCCGAGUACAGUUUGCGAGCGUCCCCGAUAUUGGAUAGCCUUUCGUGCUUAGCUAGUCAAAACUACGAACAUCCAGCAGCCUGGUAUCCAGGUACCGAACCACGUCGACUCACAGAUAAGAGAACGGAAUGUCGAUUCUGCAGGAAAGAUCUUACUACGUAA
Bipolaris maydis ATCC 48331 is the source of this 1581-nucleotide messenger RNA. The record is from RefSeq and is a predicted model, not a curated record. NCBI's taxonomy places the organism in Eukaryota, Fungi, Ascomycota, Dothideomycetes, Pleosporales, Pleosporaceae.